CGAUCAUUCCCAUCCCAGAUUUUUCUCCUUCCUUCUAUCUUCUUUGCAAACAUACAGAGAUCAAUGGAGAAGGUGAUAAGCAGCUUAGGUUCUCUUUUCGUAUGGACGGUGGUCACUGUACUUCUCUCUCAUAACGUGCUGAUCCAUGCAAAAUCGGCAGGCAUUGAAGAUCAGAAAAACUACUACUCAGACCCAAAUGCUCCCCCUAGCGGUCCACACGGCAGUCCUCCCCACGUAAACCCGCCGCCACCUUAUUCGCCCGGACAUUCACACGGUCGUCCUCCCCACGGAAACCCGCCUGGAAGCUACAACCCAACACCAUCAACCCCUUCAGGUGGAAACUGCGGAACUCCUCCAUCAACACCAAGAAGUGGUGGUGGUUCCGGCCAUUACCCUCCGUCUGCAGGCGGUACCCCCACAACCCCAGUCAUCGUAAGCCCUCCAAGCGGCAGUACUACCCCUACACCUCCCUUCCUCCCUGAUCCUAACACACCUUUCACUGGCACAUGCAAUUACUGGAGGACACACCCAGGAGUUGUAUGGGGUUUGUUGGGCUGGUGGGGAACUUUAGGCAGUGCAUUCGGUGUGCCUAGUGUUCCAGGGUUCGGAGCACAUCUAAGCUUGCAGCAAGCUCUUUCCAACACACGCAAUGAUGGGCUCGGUGCUCUAUAUCGAGAAGGAACUGCUUCCUUGCUGAACUCCAUGGUGAACAACAGGUUCCCUUACACCACAAAGGAAGUACGGCAGAACUUUGUUUCAGCACUAGGCUCCAACAAAGCCGCAGCCGCUCAAGCUCAGCUUUUCAAGCUGGCAAACGAGGGCAGACUCAAACCGAGAGCCUGAAAGCAAUUGCAUUGUUCCUCGGUUGACGAAUGCGUUCUAUGAUUCUAUCUAAGAAUCUAGCCUAGUUGCUAGCUGUGUUGUUUUGGAUUUUAUGUUUUCUAACUAUCUUGUUAUAUCUGUGAGAUUACUACAACAAAUAGUAUUUUAAUGAUCUCGAUGCGCAGCUUAUGUUAUUCUUCUUUAUAAAUAAAUUCAUGGUUUAGUUUGAAUUUUU
Carya illinoinensis is the source of this 1057-nucleotide messenger RNA. Its product is annotated as protodermal factor 1. The record is from RefSeq and is a predicted model, not a curated record. Lineage: Eukaryota; Viridiplantae; Streptophyta; Magnoliopsida; Fagales; Juglandaceae. The coding region runs from base 64 to 843 and encodes 259 amino acids. The transcript has 3 exons.